Molecule: messenger RNA, 11496 nt
Organism: Lepus europaeus (European hare)
Lineage: Eukaryota; Metazoa; Chordata; Mammalia; Lagomorpha; Leporidae
Gene: BRWD3
Product: bromodomain and WD repeat domain containing 3
Exons: 41
Coding region: 208-5610 (1800 amino acids)
Biological process (GO): cytoskeleton organization; regulation of transcription by RNA polymerase II; regulation of cell shape
Cellular component (GO): nucleus
Molecular function (GO): protein binding
Source: RefSeq, a predicted model, not a curated record
UCCUCCGCCUCCUCAGCUCUUGGGCUAGAAUAUCUAUGGGUCGAAACGUGAUGCGAUGAAUCCGAGAGAGACCGAAACUGGGACGAGGAGUGCGGCGGAAGCGGCGGGACUCCCGGGCAUGGGGGCUCCACUACAAUAGAGGCAGCGCCCCCAACCACCCCCGCCAGCCCCUCCGGAGCGAAGCCCCCAAAUCCCCUCGGGAAAAGGAUGGCGGCGGCACCUACUCAGAUAGAAGCCGAGCUGUAUUACCUGAUCGCUAGGUUCUUGCAGUCCGGACCCUGCAACAAAUCUGCUCAGGUGCUAGUGCAGGAGCUCGAGGAGCAUCAGCUGAUUCCGCGCCGCUUAGAUUGGGAGGGGAAAGAGCACCGAAGAAGCUUCGAGGAUCUGGUGGCAGCCAAUGCACACAUUCCUCCAGACUACCUCCUUAAAAUUUGCGAGCGGAUUGGUCCCUUACUAGAUAAGGAGAUCCCUCAGAGUGUCCCUGGGGUACAGACCUUACUAGGUGUCGGUCGGCAGUCUCUGUUACGGGAUGCCAAAGACUGUAAGAGUACACUAUGGAAUGGGUCUGCUUUUGCAGCUCUACAUAGAGGCAGACCUCCAGAACUACCUGUAAAUUAUGUGAAACCUCCAAAUGUGGUGAAUAUCACCUCUGCCAGGCAAUUAACCGGAUGUAGUCGCUUCAGCCAUAUUUUUCCUUCAUCUGCUUACCAGCACAUUAAGAUGCAUAAGAGAAUUCUGGGGCACUUGUCAUCUGUAUACUGUGUAGCAUUUGACCGAAGUGGGAGAAGAAUUUUUACAGGUUCAGAUGACUGUUUGGUGAAAAUUUGGGCUACAGAUGAUGGACGCCUUCUUGCUACACUUCGAGGGCACUCCGCUGAAAUUUCUGACAUGGCUGUUAACUAUGAAAACACUCUCAUUGCUGCAGGCAGCUGUGAUAAGGUUGUAAGAGUAUGGUGUCUUCGAACUUGUGCACCAGUUGCAGUCCUUCAGGGACAUUCAGCUUCUAUUACUUCCAUACAGUUUUGUCCAUCAACUAAAGGCACAACCAGAUACCUCACUUCUACUGGUGCUGAUGGAACAAUUUGUUUCUGGCAGUGGCAUGUAAAAACAAUGAAAUUUAGAGAUCGCCCAGUAAAAUUUACUGAGAGAUCCAGACCUGGAGUUCAGAUAUCUUGUUCAUCUUUCAGCUCUGGUGGUAUGUUCAUUACAACAGGUAGCACUGACCAUGUGAUUAGAAUAUAUUAUUUGGGUUCUGACAUCCCUGAGAAAAUUGCUGAACUAGAAUCACAUACGGAUAAAGUUGUUGCUGUUCAGUUCUGUAACAAUGGAGACAGUUUAAGAUUUGUUAGUGGAAGUAGAGAUGGAACAGCAAGAAUUUGGCAAUAUCAACAGCAAGAAUGGAAGAGUAUAGUGCUAGAUAUGGCUACUAAAAUGACUGGGAAUAAUAUGCCAUCUGCAGAAGACAAGGUCACUAAACUUAAGGUGACUAUGGUGGCCUGGGAUCGCUAUGAUACCACAGUUAUUACUGCAGUGAACAAUUUCCUUUUGAAAGUAUGGAACUCUUUUACAGGGCAGCUUCUUCAUACAUUAUCUGGACAUGAUGAUGAAGUAUUUGUUUUGGAAGCACAUCCAUUUGAUCAAAGGAUCAUACUUUCAGCAGGUCAUGAUGGGAACAUUUUUAUUUGGGACCUUGACAGAGGGACCAAAAUUCGGAAUUAUUUUAACAUGAUUGAAGGCCAAGGUCAUGGUGCAGUGUUUGAUUGUAAAUUUUCACCAGAUGGAAACCAUUUUGCCUGCACAGAUUCUCAUGGGCAUUUGCUGCUUUUUGGUUUUGGAUGCAGUAAAUAUUAUGAAAAGAUUCCAGAUCAGAUGUUCUUCCACACGGAUUAUCGACCUCUUAUCCGUGAUGCCAAUAACUAUGUAUUGGAUGAACAAACCCAACAAGCUCCUCACCUUAUGCCUCCACCAUUCUUGGUGGAUGUUGAUGGAAAUCCUCAUCCUACAAAAUUUCAACGGCUAGUACCGGGACGAGAAAAUUGUAAAGAUGAACAACUUAUACCACAGCUGGGAUAUGUGGCUAAUGGUGAUGGUGAGGUUGUAGAACAGGUAAUUGGACAGCAAACCAGUGACCAAGAUGAAAGCAUUCUUGAUGGAAUAAUAAGAGAGCUACAGAGAGAACAAGAUCUGAGACUAAUUAAUGAAGGGGAUGUUCCACAUUUUCCUGUUAAUAGAUCAUACCCUGUUAAUGGUGCUCUGAGAAGUCCAAAUAUAGACGUAUCUUCUUCCUCAAAUAUUGGGCUCCGACGUAGUGGUCAAAUUGAAGGUGUCCGGCAAAUGCAUAAUAAUGCUCCUCGGAGCCAGAUGGCCACUGAAAGAGAUCUCAUGGCAUGGAGCAGGAGAGUGGUGGUCAAUGAACUAAAUAAUGGGAUUAGUAGGGUACAAGAAGAAUGUCGAACUACAAAAGGUGACAUAGAAGUUAGUCUGUAUACAGUUGAAAAGAAGAAAAAGCCAUCUUAUACUACUCAAAGGAAUGAUUAUCAGCCUAGUUGUGGACGAUCUUUAAGAAGGACACAGCGCAAGCGUCAGCAUACUUAUCAAACACGUUCCAACAUGGAACAUAAUUCACAAGCAUCAUGUCGGAAUUCAGGUGUACAGGAAGAUUCAAACAGUUCCUCAGAGGAAGAUGAAACUGUUGGCUCUAGUGAUGCUUCUGUUGAAGAUCCUGUUAAUGAAUGGCAAAGUGAAAGUUCUUCAACUGAUUCAUCAAGUGAAUAUUCUGAUUGGACAGCAGAUGCUGGUAUAAAUUUGCAACCUCCAAAAAGACAAACCAGACAGGCAACGCGGAAAUUCUGCAGCAGUUCUGAGGAAGAGAAUUUGAAGUCACUAGAUGAAAGACAGAAGAAACCUAAACAGACUCGAAAAAAGAAAGGAGGACUGGUUUCUAUGGCAGGUGAGCCCAAUGAAGAAUGGUUUGCCCCUCAGUGGAUCUUAGAUACCAUACCUCGACGUUCCCCAUUUGUUCCACAGAUGGGAGAUGAGCUUAUUUAUUUUAGGCAAGGACAUGAAGCUUAUGUGAGAGCUGUAAGGAAAUCAAAAAUAUACAGCGUUAAUUUACAAAAACAGCCAUGGAACAAAAUGGAUCUCAGGGAGCAAGAGUUUGUUAAGAUUGUAGGAAUCAAAUAUGAGGUUGGACCACCUACACUAUGCUGCUUGAAGCUUGCAUUUCUGGACCCCAUUUCAGGCAAAAUGACUGGAGAAUCUUUCUCUAUUAAGUAUCAUGACAUGCCUGAUGUCAUUGAUUUUCUAGUAUUGCAUCAGUUUUAUAAUGAAGCCAAAGAAAGGAACUGGCAGAUUGGUGAUAGAUUCCGCAGUAUAAUAGAUGACGCGUGGUGGUUUGGAACUGUGGAGAGUCAGCAGCCUUUUCAACCAGAGUAUCCUGAUAGUUCUUUCCAGUGUUACAGUGUUCACUGGGACAAUAAUGAGAGAGAAAAGAUGAGCCCCUGGGAUAUGGAGCCGAUUCCAGAAGGAACUGCCUUUCCAGAUGAAGUUGGUGCUGGUGUUCCUGUGUCCCAGGAGGAACUGACUGCUUUGCUAUACAAACCCCAGGAAGGAGAGUGGGGGGCUCACUCCAGAGAUGAGGAAUGUGAACGGGUUAUUCAGGGCAUCAACCACCUUCUUUCCCUGGAUUUUGCCAGCCCUUUUGCUGUCCCAGUGGAUCUCAGUGCCUACCCCUUGUACUGUACUGUAGUUGCUUAUCCAACUGACCUCAAUACCAUCAGACGAAGACUUGAAAAUCGUUUUUACAGGAGAAUAUCAGCAUUAAUGUGGGAGGUACGCUAUAUUGAGCACAAUGCUAGGACUUUCAAUGAGCCAGACAGUCCUAUAGUUAAAGCAGCCAAAAUUGUGACUGAUGUCUUACUUCGAUUUAUUGGGGAUCAGAGCUGUACUGAUAUACUGGACACUUAUAAUAAAGUUAAAGCAGAAGAACUAAAUAGUACUGAUGCAGAGGAGGAUACAGAACUGGUUGAUUUAGAUUCCGAUGGCCCAGGGACUUCAUCUGGAAGAAGGGUCAAAUGCCGAGGCAGAAGACAGUCUUUAAAGUAUAGUCCUGAUGCUUGGAAAAAACAGUGCAAAGAACUGUUGAGCCUCAUUUAUGAACGUGAAGACUCAGAGCCAUUUCGACAGCCUGCUGAACCUCCUUCUUACCCAAUCCAUCAAGAGCAAGAGGGAGAAUCCUCAGGAUCAGUUGUUCCAGAAAGACAAGAUCCCUCUCUUUCUGAGGAUUUUCAAGAUAUCGUUGAUACUCCUAUGGAUUUCAGCACUGUGAGAGAAAAUUUGGAAGCAGGAAACUAUGGUAGUCCUCUGGAAUUUUAUAAGGAUGUUCGCCAAAUAUUCAGCAACUCCAAAGCUUAUACCUCUAAUAAAAAGUCAAGGAUCUAUAGCAUGACAUUGCGAUUAUCUGCCUUAUUUGAAAGUCAUAUUAAAAAUAUCAUCUCUGAAUAUAAGUCAGCAAUCCAGAGUCAGAAGCGGAGAAGGCCACGGUACAGAAAACGUCUAAGAAGCAGCAGCAGUUCAUUGUCUAGUAGCAGAGAUCCUAGUCCAAAAGGGAAGCAGAAACAAAUGAAGUUGCAGCCUAAAAAUGACCAGAAUACCUCAGUGUCUUACGCCAGGAAUAGCUCUCCUUUCUCAUCUCCUGUUUCAGAUGCUGCUGAAGGGCUUUCACUGUAUCUAAUUGAUGAUGAAAUAGAUGGGCCAUUUUCUUCAUCAAGUUUUGGUGGACAUAGCCGAAGUGGAAAUAGCCAUGACCCAGGGAAAGCCAAAUCAUUUCGAAAUAGAGUUUUGCCAGUUAAACAAGAUCACUCCCUUGAUGGACCCCUUACAAAUGGUGAUGGCAGAGAGCCCCGGACAGGAAUCAAGAGAAAACUACUCAGUGCAUCAGAAGAAGAUGAAAGUGUGGGAGGAGAAGAGAAAGAGAAAAAAGAAACAAAAGAAAAAUCACACUUGUCCUCCUCAGAGAGUGGAGAGUUGGGAUCCAGUUCAAGUUCCGAAAGUACCUGUGGUUCUGAUUCUGACUCCGAAUCAACUUCCAGAACAGAUCAAGAUUAUGUAGAUGGAGACCAUGACUAUAGCAAAUUCAUACAAACCAGACCUAAAAGAAAACUCAGAAAGCAACACGCCAAUGGAAAAAGAAACUGGAAAACAAGAGGCACUGGAGGAAGAGGCAGAUGGGGAAGAUGGGGUAGAUGGAGUAGAGGAGGCAGAGGGAGAGGAGGCAGGGGACGAGGGGGUCGAGGAAGAGGUGGAGGAGGCACUAGGGGGCGAGGGAGAGGGAGAAGAGGAAGAGGUGCUUCUAGAGGAGCCACCAGAGCCAAACGAGCACGUGUUGCAGAUGAUGAAUUUGAUACAAUGUUUUCAGGACGUUUCAGUAGACUGCCUCGAAUUAAAACAAGAAACCAAGGCAGGAGAACUGUUUUAUAUAAUGAUGAUUCUGAUAAUGACAAUUUUGUGUCCACUGAGGAUCCUCUGAAUCUUGGUACAUCCAGAUCAGGCAGAGUGCGUAAAAUGACAGAAAAAGCCAGGGUUAGCCAUCUCAUGGGAUGGAAUUAUUAACAGUUAAUAAAUUUAGAAUAAUUUUAAAAAUUCAAUGGCCUUCUACUGCAGGGAAUCUACCAGGAAAUCUACAAAGCAAGUUGUGUGGGGACUUCUGCUUCCUUUCACAUUGGUGCUUUUCCAUUAUGCCAGUAUAUAUUUGUUUCAAGACUUUUAAUCUCCACACUUCAUUUGUUCAAACAAGCCUUACUCAUUAGGCCUUAAAUUAAAGGAAAUUCUUCCCACGUACACAUACAUGCACAUGCCCGUGUCUGCACGUGCACAUGGGUGCGCAUGCACACACACAUACACACACACACACCACAGACACACUACAGAUUUACUACAUUAAAGGAGCAUUCAGCUUCUUAAGAGUAGCAUGAUGUUUUUAUCUCAAUGGAAUAUCCCUCUCUUUGCUUUUAUAUCACAGAAGUAUAGCACCUUCUUACAGAGUUUUAUAUAGUUUGUUUUUGCCAUUUUGAUUCCUAUACCCAGUAAUAAUAACUUUUGCACAAUACACCAAUCCUAAAGGCAGCUAUUAAAUGUUUACAGUUUCUAUAUUGUAAGAACGAUCUGGAUUAUUUUACUCUUCCCAGGCCAAACUUUCUUGAAUUGUACUGAACUGAAGUAUAUAUUUAUACUACAGUUUUUUGGGGGGUGGGGGGAAUCUUGAUAUGCUUUUCAUUGAUUUGCUUAAUUCACGUUAAAGGUGAGAAAGGGUUGGUGCCUUGUAAAUAUGUAGCAAAUCUUUGUGGUGUGUCCUGAUGUGUGCAUUAACUUUAUUAAAAAAGAAUACUUGAGGUAUCAAUCUAGACAAGGUGCCAAAUGCAAAAGUUUCUUGCAUCCAUUUUCUUUUUCCUCUUAUGUUUUAUUGCAUUUGUAGAACUUGUGUAGCUUAAAGAAUAACUUAAACAUUUGAAAAAUCCUCAUCCACAAAGAAUAACUUUUGAAUAGUAGCUCAGCUACCUCUAUUAACUACAACUACUGGAAAUGUUAAGGAAAAUAGAUACUGUUGUUAUUCAUUAAUAAGGAGAAAUAGAACAAGCUUGGUAGGAAUGAAUAUUCAUAAGUUAUAAGCUGAGAGGUUGUUAAUAAUUGUAUUGGCUCUCAAACUAAUAGUUGUAAUUAACAAACUUUCAUAAGUAUUAUAUGGUCUACCUUAGGCUUUCUUAGAACACACUUGUGUAAGUAGACUUGGGCUACUGCUUAUAUACCCGUUCUACCACUUACUAUUUAACAGCUGUGAUUUACUGGUUUUCAUUUGAAUCUUAAAAUUUAGCGAAGCACCUAGUUUGAGUUGGAAUGUUUUGCCUAGCUAUAUUUUGAAUCAAGUUUAAUAGGUUUUGUUCUUAUCAUUCCAAAGGGUUCUUCUGUUCUAGUCUUUCAGAAAAAGAACCUCAUUGCACUGCAUACUGAUACUUUGAAUCAUUUUAUAGAUGAAAAAAUUCUUUAAAACCCUUAAGGUCUUGUUUACAGCAGUAGAGUGCACAUGGUUCCAUAAGUGAGCUUGAGUUCCAAGAUCAAUUUUACUCCUCAGAUUUGAGACUGCAGAUUUGCUAAUUUGUUACACUCUGAAAUUUUUUAAGGUGAGAGGGAUAAUAUUGAUCUCUGUUUUUGUGACAGCAGAUUUGUUGCACUUAGAUCAGAUUUGUGUGGUCCAACAGACUUCUUACUGUAUGUGUAAUUAUCCCAGGAUAUUUCUUAAGCUAAUGUAUUUAUUUUAUGCUUUCAAUCAUUUUAUGCAUCUGAAAAUCCUUAAGUGCAGAGGAAGGAGUACACACAUAACUUUGCUUUUUUAGUAGGGUUGGGGUGGGACUUAUUCUUGGACUAACAUCUUUAAGCAGUUUUCACUUGCAGUAGAAAUGAUGUUCAGGCUUUAAGAACGUAUUUUGUGAAUUGUUAAUGGCACUAACUUCUGUUACUGGACAGUAGACCAAGCUGAUUUUUUUUUUUUUGUGAUAGCCUUUUUUCCACGAAACCAAAACUACUAUUUCUGGUUAUAACUCAGCUGCCACUUUUAACCAUACUAUAGACUUAAAAUGUUCCUGUUUGUAAUUCUCUAUUUGAUUUUUGCUAAAAUAUACUAUUUCAGUUACUCAUCUCUGGGCAUUUUAACUAAAUUGUGCCUGUGUUGUCCUGGAAUCAAUAACACGUUGGCCUACCCUAAUCAGAGUAACACAGUUACUUAAAUUCCUGGAUAUUCCCAAAUGUGUAUCAUGUAUAUCAUUUUAGUGUGAAAUUUUUUGUUGACAUUCUUCUAUGAAGAGCUGACCUCUUGACAUGUAGAAGAAUUGCCAUUUGUGUGAUUUUAGCUAUCUGGAGCUUUAUUUAUAAUUUAUUUUGAAAAAUAAAAAUGCCACAUUUAUUCCCCAAAUGUCGAGAUUUUCUAGGUUUAGAUAAUUAGAAUAAUAAGGCUGAAGACAUUUUUAAGCAUAUUUUAUAUAUAGUAAAAUACUGUGAAAAUACUAGUGAACAGCAUUUUGCUGUGAUGUUAAUUUCAGUUAUUAGGAUUUAAAGAGUUAGUUACCAGGGUAUGUUAGAUUAGCAUAGUUAUCAUUUAUUAUUAAACAAACAGAUUAUUUUCUGUUUGCAUGCAAAUUAUUUUAAUAAGUGUGAAAAUAAAAGUUUGGGAGAUAGUAUUUUUACUUUUGUAUCUGGACUUUUCCCCCCAAUUUAUACUUUCCUUUUUUUUUUUUUUUUGAGUAACACCACCUCCUGUGAAUGUCAUGAUUUGUAUCACAUUGAAUACUUUAUUAUUUUAAUUUUUAGAGGCCCUUUAGAUCUAAAUCAGCCAUAGCAAAACAAGUAGGAAAUGAGCUAAGAACUCUGAAGAAAUGAUUAAAUCAUAAAGGAAAAGUUAGAAAAACCACUGUUAUAUUUAGGUCCAUGAGAGCAUACACAUGUAUCAGCCUAUUCGUGUGCUAGAUAUGAAUAGUCAGUGAGCUGUAAUAUUUCUCAUAAAUGCUAAUGUUUAAAUUCCCAGCUUUAAGAUCUUAGCAUGUGUAUAUAUUUAUAAAAACAGAACUGUAUGUUUCUUCUAUGGCUUGCUGUGUGUAUUUUAUGCAGCGAUAGGAUGCUCUCCAAAACAUUGACUAGCCUAAAGACUAAAUUUGUUUUUGUAUAUGUGUGCGUGUGCUCAUGUGUACGUAUGUUUCUCCAACUUGGCGUACCUUAUCUCAGACAUUUUAAAAGAAUAUUUUAUAUGGAGGACACUGUACCAGUUUGUUGCCUCUGUGCAGCUCUUAGCUUGUGUAUUUACUGCUUAAUUCUUUUCAUUAUGCCUUCUAGAUGACCAGUCUAGGUUUUGUCAUGUACCUGUGCCCCUGCAGUCUGUUAAUUUAAUUUGCCCUUCUUUUAUUUGUUUAUUUUUCUGUUUCCCUCCUCAGAGAUCAGGCUUGUGCUAGAAUUCUUCUGCACAGCAUUUUAUUUUAUCUAGAGGCAACAAAACUGUAAAAUUCAUAAAUCUCAUUCUGCAUAACUUUGUGAUCAUAUAUCUAACCCUUCCAAUAUUUUGAAGUAAAUUUGAUUUACCUUUUGUUGUUUUUGUUUUAUUCCCAUAGAUUGUUAUCAGACAAUAAUAGAGUGAUUGCAAGAGAAAGAUGUGAAUGCCAUUUCUAACUUUUUGAUAAAACUUUUUGAGCAUUUUUCAAAAUUUGUAUGUUUGUGGUAAUGAGAAAUUAAAUACCUUAUUACUCAGUUAUAUAUCUUUGGAAUCAUUUUAUGCACAUUUACCAAUUGGUAUUUUUCUUCAAAGUUGGAAUUUUCACAUCCACAAAAGAAGACUUGCAUCAUGUAUAGUUUUCAGGAUAUUUUGAUGUCCAGCCUUUUAAACAAUUAGAGUAACAUUUUGCGUUCUGAGGUGAAUAGCUCUGGAAGAAGGGAAUGAGCUUUUGAUGUUUGAAGUCCAUUGUCUUAAAUCCUAACCCUAUCCCCAACAUUUUUGAGGUAGAUGAGGCUUUAUGAAAGUUUUCUUAAAAAUAGAAUAUUAUAAGGUCACUUUUAAAGUUUGUUUUAAAAAUUAGUAUAAGAAUAUUUCAAUGUGUGUGCGUGUGUGUGUGUUUCUCCUAGUAAAGUUUCUUUACCAAGUUUUUGUUAAAUUCCAAUAUAAAGUUAAUUUUCUCAUGGUGCUGUAUUUUGUUGAAUAGCACUCAGGUUUCUUGAUAUUUAUUUCUUGCAUAGCCUUAUCCUUGAUUAUUUCCCUUUUCAUCUUGUCCUGCUUGCUUUUAUCCUCACCUCUCUUUCUGCAAUGAAGACAGCACCUAACUCCUAACUUAGCACACUUCAACAAGACUAGAGAUUUCUGAUUCAUUGAUGGGAUAAGUACAGUAGAAAGGCCUGGCAGUUUAGAGUUAAGGUGUGUUUUUUUUAUAUGUAUGCCCAUUUGUUAUUCUUAUACCUAUCAAUUAAAUCUAGAAUAUGAGACUUUGACAUAUAAAAGCAUGAUAAGUAUUUUCUAAAAAAAACUAUUGAUACAUAUUGAAAUUGCCAUUGGUAAUUGACUUUUAAAAUUACAUACAAAAAUAUUUAGAAAUCCAGUUGGGAAAUGUGUUUUUACAUAUGUCACCAGAUACAUAUUAGGCAGUGCUACAAAUGUUAAUUCUUUAAACAAUACUGUGGUGAUGGCAAUCAGUAAUUUAUUUUUUUUGUCCUGUAACUUAUCAUCCUUGUCUUUUGUAAUCCCUUACACAGUAUUAACAAAACUGUACCUUAUGUUUGUUCUUAGUAUCCAUAAAUUUUUAAGAUGGAAAAUCAUUCAGUUAAUAGUUGAUGUGAUGUUGUAUAUGGGCAAUAUGCCUGUUAAACUAAAAUUCAGUAAAAAAAAAAGGUAAACUAAACUGGCUUGGCUUAUAAAAUAUGUUUUAUUUUACAGUUGUCAGUCAUUAUAAGCAAUUAUCUUCAAAGAAAAAAACUGGACUAAUUUGUUACCAUUCUUUAUGGGAUGUUUACAAUAAAAUUCCAAGUUGUUUGGAAUCAGUUGCACUCUUGCUGCUUUAUGCCUUAACUCAUGUAUCAGAGUUAAAUUAACAAGAAGAAAGAAAUAUGGAGUUAACCUUUUUAUUAUCCAGCUUUGGAUAAUUGUAAUAAGUGACUAUUGGGUCUUUGUUUAUUUGUCAUAGGAUAUUGUGUUACGAUUAUUUUUUAAUCUGAAAAACUAGUUUCUGCCUAUCAAGAGUAUUUUUGUUUUGAUUUAUCUUUUGCCUUACUCAUUGCAAAUAUUCUUUGGUCACUUUCAGGUAAUGAUAUGAUAUUAACACGUUAAAUGUGUUUUGAUAAAUAACCUGCCAAGGCUGGUCAGCACUUUGUUUUGCAGAGCUUUUCGAAAUGAAUACAUUUCUAAUGUGUUUGUGGCUUAUAAAUUUUAACAGCUGAGCUAUGAAUCCCUCACAUUUUUUAUUUGUAGUCAAAUUGCCUACAAAGCUUAACUGUAUUGUAAAUGGUGCUUUAACUCAGUAUAAGCAUAGGAAGGAGAGAAGUGAGGCAAGGUGAAUUUUGAGCCAGGAUCUGCAUGCCUUAACAGGAACAUUCAUCCUAGUUCUGAACCUGGAAUUUUUCUCCAGUGGCAAGAAUUCUACUAGGUUCAAGAUAAGUAUGUUUGCUCAAGACUGGACUGGGUUUUUCAUGCAUUUGCUUUUAUUAAUUCAAGAAAUAGGGCAUUUAGAAAAACACCACCUUUAUCAUCUGACAUGGUAUCCAAAUUGGCUAUGAAAGUAGCCCAGGUUCGCAAAGUGAUAUUCAAAGACUGAGGCAGAGAUAAGUUAUUUAGUACUUUUGUUUAGUUACUUAAUUGGUUAAUCUUAGACCUCCUCUUUAAAGAUGUAAAAGUAUUAUAUUAAAAAUUCUUUGUUAGUAGACUAUGGUUUUCUUAACUGCUAGAUUUUAUAAAUAAGAAAAUUAAAGAAUUCUUAA